ACACCGCCCCCGCCCUCAGGGCUCUCUCCUCAGGGAAAAGAACCGUUAGCGCCUCCUCCCCUCCCCCCCACCUUUCCAUACUCCCCUCCCCGGAGGCUGCCUUGGCUGCCUGUGGAGACCCGGCCAUGGAGAGCGAUGACAUCUGCUCCUCCCCUCCGCAGGUCAACUCCUCAAGUUUAGACCUAAGAACGCAAGUUCUUCAGUUCGUACAAGAUCGAAUGCAGACUACUAUGUUAACUGGAAUAAUCAUUGGUGCAACAGUUGCCCUGCUGCUCAUUGGGAUCGUUGUGUAUUUUGUUUACAGGAAGGUGAAGCAAUCAAAGCAACCUCAGCCACAUGUGCCUCAGUACAGGUUCCGCAAGAGAGACAAAGUCAUGUUCUAUGGCCGCAAGAUCAUGCGCAAGGUUACAACUCUACCAAACUCUCUGGUUGGAAACUCGGUCCCUCGGCAGCGGAUGCGGAAGAGGGCCAAAGUAUUGUCCUUGGCAAAGAGGAUCCUGCGCUUCAAGAAGGAGUCCCCCACCCUGCAGCCGAAGGAGCCUCCACCCUCUCUGCUCGAGGCAGAUUUAACGGAGUUUGACGUGAAGAAUUCCCACUUGCCCUCUGAAGUCCUUUACAUGCUUAAAAAUGUCAGGGUCCUUGGCCACUUUGAGAAGCCUCUCUUCCUGGAGCUCUGCAAGCAUAUGGUUUUUGUCCAGCUACACGAAGGGGAGUACAUCUUCCGCCCGGGGCAGCUGGACAACAGCAUCUACGUGGUGCAGGAUGGAAAGCUGGAAGUCUGCAUCCAAGAAAGUGAUGGCACAGAGGUGGUGGUCAAAGAAGUCUUAGCAGGAGACAGUGUCCACAGCCUCCUCAGCAUAUUGGAUGUCAUCACGGGUCAUCCUGCCCCAUAUAAAACAGUUUCUGCUCGGGCGGCGAUGCCUUCGACGAUCUUGCGCCUCCCAGCCAAUGCAUUCCAGGACGUUUUCCAGAAAUAUCCUGAGACCCUUGUUAGAGUUGUGCAGAUCAUCAUGGUGAGGCUCCAAAGAGUGACCUUCCUGGCGUUGCACAACUACCUUGGGCUGACCACCGAACUCUUCAGCUCUGAGAGCCAGGCCAUCCCACUGGUGUCAGUUGCAAGCGUGACCUCUGGUGCAAAUGCCGGCAGAGCAGUGAAGAGGCAGCUGUCCAAUCUGUCAGAGGAGGACCGGGUGGAGAAGCUGGAGAAAACGGGUUCUGCAGAGACCGAUGCAGGGAAGCCUCCCAUAUCUGAGAACCCUCUCAAAAGGAGCUUGUCCUUGACAUCAUCCUCUGGAUAUUCUGAAGGAAGCCUGACUAGCAGCAAGCUGGACUUGGACAUGGCCUACGAGAGAGCCAGAGUUGCCUCUUCUUCCUCCUCCUCAGAAGUGCUUUCCAGCAAUGUCACAUGCAAGUCCAUCUUGAAGAAGACUGUGACAGUGACAGAAAUGCCCUCGGCCAUCUUCCACUAUACACAGGACCACCUCUCAGCCCAGGAGCCCAGUGCCAGGAAGCAAUCCGAGGCCAUAUUAGAAGCUGCCAAGAUGGAUCUUUUAACCUUGAUGAAGUUGGAUGACCCCUGCCUUUUGCAUGGGAAAGUGACCCUGCAUCAAGUUACUGCUGGGACAGUGGUGUCGAGGCAAGGUGACCAGGAUGUCAACAUCCGAUUUGUGAUCUCAGGAAUGCUUCAUGUUUAUCAGCGGAAGAUUGACUCAGAGGAGGAGACCUGCCUAUUCAUCACCCACCCUGGGGAGCUGGUGGGGCAGCUGGCUGCCCUUACGGGGGAGCCCCUCAUCUUCACCAUCAAGGCCAAUCGCGACUGCAGCUUCCUGGCCAUCUCCAAGUCGCACUUCUACGAGAUAAUGCGGGAGCAACCCACUGUCGUGCUAGGCGUGGCUCAUACAGUUGUGAAGCGGAUGUCAUCUUUUGUGAGGCAAAUCGACUUUGCUCUGGAUUGGAUGGAAGUCGAAGCGGGGCGGGCUGUUUAUAGGCAAGGGGACAACUCAGAUUGCACCUACAUUGUGCUGAACGGGCGGCUCCGCUCUGUCAUCAGGAUGGAUGAUGGGAAGAAGCAGCUGACGGGGGAAUAUGGCCGCGGUGACCUGAUUGGCGUGGUUGAAGCCUUAACCCACCAGCCCAGGGCAACAACAGUACAUGCAGUUCGUGAUUCUGAGCUUGCCAAACUUCCAGAGGGAGCGCUGACUUCAAUCAAACGCAAAUUCCCCCAGGUUGUGACUCGGCUUAUCCAUUUACUUGGCGAGAAGAUCCUUGGCAGCCUUCAGCAAGGGGCGGGUCACCCACUUGGACUGCAUGCCUCUGGGAGCAAAUGGGAUGCAAGCAACCCUGCUAGUAACCUCUCCACGGUCGCCAUCAUGCCUGUGUCAGAAGAUGUGCCUCUAUCCACCUUCACCCUGGAGCUCAAGCACGCCCUCUGCGCUAUCGGUCCUGCUCUGCUCCUCACCAGUGACAACAUCAAACAGCAACUUGGUUCUGCAGCUUUGGACAGCAUCCAUGAGUACCGCUUGUCCAGUUGGCUGGGCCAGCAGGAGGACAUGCACCGCAUUGUGCUCUACCAGUCUGACAGCACUCUCACCCCCUGGACUCAGCGCUGCAUCCGGCAGGCCGACUGCAUCUUGAUUGUGGGCCUGGGGGAACAGGAGCCGACGGUUGGAGAGCUGGAGCGGAUGCUGGAGAACACGGCUGUCCGAGCCCAGAAGCAGCUGAUUCUACUUCACAGGGAGGAUGGCCCCCUUCCCUCCCGGACUGUGGAAUGGCUCAACAUGCGUAGCUGGUGUUCAGCCCACCUCCAUCUUCGCUGCCCCCGGCGGGUUUUCUCACGGCGAAGCCUCCCCAAGCUGAAAGAACUGUACGAGAGAGUGUUUCAGAAGCUUCCAGACAGACACUCGGACUUCUCCCGGCUGGCCCGUGUCCUGACAGGGAAUGCGGUCGCUUUAGUGCUUGGAGGAGGUGGAGCUCGAGGAUGUUCCCAAGUGGGUGUCAUUCGAGCGCUGAAUGAAGCUGGCAUCCCAGUUGACAUGAUUGGUGGCACCUCCAUUGGCUCAUUCAUGGGUGCCCUGUAUGCUGAAGAGCGCAGCUACACCCAAAUGAGGAUCAAAGCCAGGCAGUGGGCAAUGAAUAUGAAUUCGGUGUUCCGGACGAUCCUGGACUUGACUUACCCAAUCACCUCCAUGUUCUCCGGAGCCUCCUUCAAUAAUGGCGUCUGUAACAUCUUCAAAGACAAGCAGAUCGAAGAUCUUUGGAUUCCUUACUUCAUCAUCACAACAGAUAUCACUGCCUCAGCAAUGAGAGUCCACACAGAUGGCUGCCUGUGGCGGUACAUCCGGGCCAGCAUGUCACUUUCCGGCUACUUGCCCCCCCUCUGCGAUCCAAAAGACGGACAUCUCCUGAUGGACGGAGGCUACAUCAACAACCUCCCAGCGGAUGUUGCUAGGUCUAUGGGGGCAAAGGUGGUCAUUGCCAUUGAUGUGGGCAGCAGGGAUGAGACAAACCUCACCAAUUAUGGCGACGCACUCUCUGGCUGGUGGCUGCUGUGGAAGCGGUGGAACCCUUUGGUGGAGAAAGUGAAGGUGCUGAACAUGGCCGAGAUCCAGACCCGGCUUGCCUAUGUGUGCUGUGUCCGGCAGCUGGAGAUGGUCAAGAGCAGUGAAUACUGUGAAUACAUCCGGCCACCCAUUGAUCGCUAUGGCACCUUGGACUUCGGGAAGUUCGAUGAAAUCUGUGAGGUGGGCUAUCAGCAUGGGAGAACAGUAUUUAAUGUCUGGUGCAGGAGUGGUGUCCUGGACAAGAUGCUGAAGGACAGACAGGAGCUCUGCAAAUCCAAGCUUCCAGGAGUGGUGACGUGUCCCACAACUUCUUUCACAGACCUGGCAGAAAUUGUCUCCCGAAUUGAGCCAGUCAAGGCUGUCAUAGUGGAUGAUGAGUCCGACUAUCAGACGGAGUAUGAGGAGGAAGUUCUUGGCAGCCACAAGGACGACUAUGUCAAUUUCCUGAGCAACCACACUGAAGACGACUCCGACUCCCAGGACCAAGAAGUCCGGCGCAGAAAGCGUAUCAGCAUCAUCAGCCAGGACAGCCAAGGAAGCAGCAGUACGGAGCUGAGCUGAGCUGCUUUGGGGGGGCUCCCAAGUGGCUCAGGAAAUCCUUUCCCAUUCACUACAAAACCUCCUCUCUUUGCCAUUACAAAGCUUCCUUGUUCUGAGAUGAAAGUAGUGCCUUUACCCCCCUUUCUUUCUUGCCUAAACCCAGCAUGGGUAGCAAGAGUGAAAGGGCUCCUGACCAUGGCUAAACUCUCCCCUUCCACCAUUUCUCAAAUGCAGCUCUGCAGAAACCUUUCACCAGCAGCUUGGCCCAAACAGAUCCCAGGGCAGCAUUGAAUUCCUGCAGGCUGGGUUUGUGGAGUGAACGGUGCAUUUUGUAUGCCUGUUUGUCCUAUGAACAAGAUGGCGACAGCAGAGAGAAAGCGAGUGUGCAUGUCUGUAUUUUUAAAGGGUGGGUGGAGAAGUGGGUUUCAGUACUCUUAAAUUACUGUUCCACCCCCCCCCCCCUUAUUUAGUUCUUGAACCAGCAUCUGCAAUGGGAGGGGGGGCAUGUGUGAAAGGUUCUGCCAGCAAUUAGUAAGAAGCCUAAAUGUGAGCAUGCAGAAUGAGUCUGGAUGUUCCUUGCUCUACUCUGACACGGUGUGAAAACGAAACCAUCUGUUGGGAGCUGUGUUGCCCAGCAGUGGUGGUGGCAAGCAAUCUCACUAAGAAGACAGCACUGAUUGAGAUGCCUUAGCUGGUCCUGCUCUCCACAGCAGAUCAGGGGGAAGGACUUUUCUUUCCCUUCUGCCUUUCUCUGAAGCUCCAUCUGGGAGUCCUUGGCUCACCUGACACUUGUGGCAUUUCCACACAGAGGGCACUCCUGCCUCUGGCCAUCCAGACAACCUUGUUCCAUCUCAGCAAUGUUGGGUUGUCUUGUCGCUCUGUGUGUUCAGAUUUUUUUUGAAAAAAAUAAAAUAAAAAUCAAACAA
This is a messenger RNA of Zootoca vivipara (common lizard), 5026 nucleotides long. RefSeq names its product patatin like domain 7, lysophospholipase (gene PNPLA7). Gene Ontology annotation, cellular component: endoplasmic reticulum. The record is from RefSeq and is a predicted model, not a curated record. Gene Ontology annotation, biological process: lipid metabolic process. Lineage: Eukaryota; Metazoa; Chordata; Lepidosauria; Squamata; Lacertidae. Gene Ontology annotation, molecular function: phosphatidylcholine lysophospholipase A1 activity.